Purpureocillium takamizusanense is the source of this 2793-nucleotide messenger RNA. RefSeq lists its product as uncharacterized. Gene Ontology annotation, molecular function: malate transmembrane transporter activity. Lineage: Eukaryota; Fungi; Ascomycota; Sordariomycetes; Hypocreales; Ophiocordycipitaceae. Bases 868 to 2394 code for a protein of 508 amino acids. The record is from RefSeq and is a predicted model, not a curated record. The transcript has a single exon. Gene Ontology annotation, cellular component: membrane. Gene Ontology annotation, biological process: malate transmembrane transport.
GCAUGAUGAUGAUUUGUGACCCGCUUCGGGCCUCAAAAAAGUCUAAACCGAUUGAACCCUUCCCACUCGCCCGACCCCCCUCCCUGUACUGUGUGAGGCAUGCCACGUCUGGUCCCGGGACAAGGGAGGCAUGGGAGAGGGGCGGAGGGUCCGGCAGCCGCUCUUAUCUCUUGGUCCGCAACUUCAAAGCUCCGGGAGGAUUUUCUGGUGAAGCCGUUGAUCGUCGCGCACCACCCAGCAGCUAAACACCCCCCGUCUGUCCGUCCGGCGCGCGCGCGCCUGGCACCUCUCGGCGCAGUCGGCGCGAUCCACUCCCGUGAGACAUGGACGACGCCCGGAGCCUCCUUGGCGCCGGAGGCUCGAGGACAACCUUGAACACAUACGCUCGCAGGCAGCCAGGCCCCCCGGGAGGAUGGAUGUAUGGAUGGUGGGGAGGGGAAGAGAAAGACAAGCCCUGCACGGUGAAGUCAAACGGCAUGGAUCAGUGUCGCCUCCUUGCCGCGUAGAGCUUUUCCCUGACGACUGGAGCCCGUGUCCUUGACGAAGGGGGGGCGUGGCAUCAACGGUUCCUCCAUUCAUUGAUAAGUGGGCAUGCCUGCCAGAAGGUUGAAUUGUUUAUGCCCUCGAUUCCCAUGUCUCCUCUCCGUUCCUUUGCCGACAUAUCUGCUGCCGCCUCGGGUUCAAAGUACGGCCUCAAUGUUGAUGCUUUUAUAUUUGAGCGCAUAAUCUCGACAAGAGAAUAUAAAAAGGAGAAGGAAAACGAACUCUUGAUACCCACAAGCCUCGCGCGUGGCCCUGCUCUCUUUCUCUCUUCGCCCGCCCUGCAUCGUGAGUUGAGUUUGAGGCCUCACCAGCCCCAAUCCCAUCAUGUAUGCCAACGGCCUCCCUCGGAACCCCUCGCAGCGAUCGCAGGCCUCGCAGGACUGGACCGACUCGAACCAGUCGACGCGGAGGAACUCGGCCGAGUCACGAAGGUCCCUGCACGCCGGGCAAGACUGGGCGCCCCUUGGCCGAGGCGUCAUGUCCAGCAGUAACAACAUCAACAACAACAACAACAACAAUGGCAGCUACAAAAACACCAACGACAUGGCCGACAAGUACGGCCGGUCAGACAACGAAAAGGUCUCGAGGGCCCCCGGUUACGACGCCGAGGUGCCCGGCUUCCACGACUCUCACGUCGGCCAGCAACAUCAGCAUGAGCAGCAACAGCAACAACAACAACAUCAAGACGACCAUCACGGGCACGACCAUGCGGGCUCGCAGGUCGACAUCUACGACCCCAACCGCCCCAAGCUGGGCUUCAAGCAGCGCCUGCACCACUUCACCUGGGCGUGGUACACGCUGCCCAUGAGCACGGGCGGCCUCUCGCUGCUCAUCUUUGCGCAGCCGCACCAGUUCCCCGGCCUGCGCUCCAUCGGCCUCGCCGUCUACAUCAUCAACAUCCUCAUCUUCACGGCCGUGACGGCGCUCAUGGCGGCGCGCUUCAUGCUGCACCCGGGCGACAUGGCCGCGUCGGUCAAGCACCCGCGCGAGGGCUUCUUCUUGCCCACCUUCUUCCUGGCCGUGGCGACGCUCAUCACCAGCACGAACCGGUACGCCAUCCCCCCCAACGACGUCGGGCUCGUCUGGGCCAUCCAGGGCGCAUUUUGGGCCUACGUCGUGGCCACGCUGCUGCUCGCCAUCGGCCAGUAUAGCUUCGUCUUCGCCGCCCACAGCUUCACCCUCAACACCAUGAUGCCCACCUGGAUCCUGCCCAUCUUCCCCAUCAUGCUCUCCGGCACCAUCGCCUCCGUCAUCGCCGCCACCCAGCCCGAGAUCGUCGCCGUGCCCAUCAUCGUCGCCGGGUUGACGUGCCAGGGCCUGGGCUUCUCCGUCGCCCUCAUGAUGUACGCGCACAUGGUCGGCCGCCUCAUGCAGGCCGGCCUGCCCAACCGCGAGCACCGUCCCGGCUUGUUCAUGUGCGUCGGCCCGCCUGCGUUCACGGCUCUGGCCGUCAUCGGCAUGGCCAGCGGGCUGCCCAAGAACGUGGACCCGGACAUGGACGGGCGUAUGUUCGACCAGGGCAUCAUCCGCACCAUCGCCCUCAUGAGUGCCAUCUUUCUCUGGGCCCUGAGCCUCUGGUGGUUCGGCAUUGCCUUCGUCGCCGUCAUCCAGUCUCCCCCAAAGUAUUUUCACCUGGGCUGGUGGGCCAUGGUCUUCCCCAACACGGGCUUCAUCCUGGCCACCAUCACCAUCGGCAACGAGUUGGGUAAUGAGGGCGUAAAAUGGGUGGCGACGGGAAUGAGCAUCCUGCUCCUAAUCGUAUAUUUCUUCGUCUUCUACAGCCAGGUCCGGGCCAUCCUAUCGCAGGACAUCAUGUAUCCCGGUCGGGACGAAGACGUCGAGGACCAUUGAUCUGCUACAGCCAAGAAAACAACCAGUAUAGGCAAUCAGUGCCUUUGCGGACCUGCGUGUGCAUUUUGCUCAUCAUCACUUCUCUCACAUUUUUACUCGCCUCGGGGCCAGCUGGCGGGUCCUUUCUCUGCACAGUCUUUUAUUACCCUUUGUCUUUGGCCAGCGGCAUUGAGAUUGACCCGAGCAUCAAAAAGAACCGGGCAACACACGGCGUUUGCGGAUGGAUGCUCUAUCUACAUCGAGAGCUAAAAGAAAUCGGAAUGCCAGGAUUCCUGUGUGUCUGGCUUAUAGUUUCAUACCUCGUUUGAUCGACGCUAUUACAUGGCAAUUAUAUUUGGCACUUUUGCCCCAUGUCCACGCUCUGCUCUCUGUGUGCUUUGAUAGCAAUGAUGACGCCAC